Molecule: messenger RNA, 588 nt
Organism: Echinostoma caproni
Lineage: Eukaryota; Metazoa; Platyhelminthes; Trematoda; Plagiorchiida; Echinostomatidae
Source: the annotation of a GenBank genome assembly
AUGUGGCCGGUUUUGAUACAUUUUUAUCUGUUAAUUUCCCUCUCCUGGGCAUUUUACAUCGAUAUUGAGCCUAACAAUGAAGAAUGUUUUUUCGAUCAUGUAACCAAGGGUCAGAGGCUUACUUUGCAUUACGAAGUUGCAGAGGGAGGAUUUCUUGAUAUCGAUGUGCAGAUAUUUGGUCCUGACGGUGAAAGUGUGUACAGCGAAGUUAAGCGAACCAAUGGAAGACCUUCUUUUGUUCCUCAAAAGGAUGGCAUAGUGAAAUACUGCUUCAGCAAUAAGAUGAGCUCUUUGACUCCAAAGGUCGUUCUUUUCGAAUUAGAGAUGGAAGAAGAUCAUCUUAAAGCAAAGGCUGAGGAUGACGGUAAAUUGGUCGAUAUGUUUAAUGAACUGUCCCACUCCAUUGAAUCAGUAAAACUGGAGAUGGAAUAUGUCACACUAAGGACAAAUAUUCACUGGAAUAUCAAUCAAAAUACUAAUUUCAGGGUAGUUGUGUGGGCAGCUUUCGAGGCGCUAUUGAUCGUGGCAAUGAGCAUUGGACAGGUUUUCUACCUCAAACGAUUUUUCGAGGUUCGUCGGCUCGUUUAA